Panonychus citri (citrus red mite) is the source of this 1058-nucleotide messenger RNA. RefSeq lists its product as uncharacterized. NCBI's taxonomy places the organism in Eukaryota, Metazoa, Arthropoda, Arachnida, Trombidiformes, Tetranychidae. The transcript has 2 exons. The record is from RefSeq and is a predicted model, not a curated record. The coding region runs from base 47 to 928 and encodes 293 amino acids.
ACAACGUUCACAAGAUUAGAGGGUUAAUAUUGAUUAACUUAAUUUGAUGUUUUCUGCUGUUAAAAGUCAACAAUUACCGAUCAAUUGGAAUAUGGUUUUACAUCAAACUCAUAAAUUGUUAACUAAAUUGUUAUUAAUUUCUUACCUUUUAGUCCGUAAAGUAUCAACAGUGAUUUACGAACCAACAUCAACAGAUCCAAAUCAUCAUCAACCUCAUUCAACAAGUAACAACAAUGCCAAUGAGGACAACAAUCAACAAUCAGCUCCCAGAAGUGAUAAUACAAAUGUUAAUCAUUUCGUUCACCAAUCAAAAUAUUAUUAUCAACCGGAUGAAAAUGUUUUCCAAUCUUCCAAUCAAAUGAUUAACUCUGGAAAAAUGAAUCGACCAGAAAAGUCGAAACGACCUGCGAGGCGAAUGUUGACCGAAAUGAUCUAUUACCCUCCAAUGAAACCCUAUUUCUCAUCUGAACCCGUUUCGAGAAAUUAUCUCCCACCAACUAAUCACGAUCGAGUUGACCCUUGGCCAAGUCCAUGGCCUAGUCCACCACACGAAGAGGAUCACGAUGACCUGGAGAAAACUUUUCUUCAUUACAUAUUCCCAACAAUUCUGGUAAUCGGUCUUGGAUCGUUAAUUAUUCCGAUAAUUGCUGUUUUCUUCAUCGCUUUCACCUACACCAAUAGUGGUUCUUGUAUUAAAUCAAAGAAUAAAUCAAUUAUCGACAAACGAGGUUCUCAUUUAAUUCCCAAUAUCCUCGAUUUGUUGGUCUCCGUUGAAAAGGCCUUUUCUCGAGGCGAAGCCGCUUAUAAGACCAAACUGAAAAAACUAAUACCCAACAAACAGCGAGAAUCAAGAUCAUCAUCAUCAUCAUCAUCAUUAUCAUCAUCGAAAUCAUCUCAAUGGAAAUUAAAAAACUCCAAACAAUCCUAAUUGUAUAUCGACAAAAUUAUAACAUAAAAUGUAACCUCUCAAUCUUUGCUUAUUUAUCUUUAAUUUAUGUUCACAAUUAACUUAUUACAAUGGAUAUUUGUAUCUCACAAUUAAUAUAUUAUAAUUUUCA